Molecule: messenger RNA, 1302 nt
Organism: Rhinolophus ferrumequinum (greater horseshoe bat)
Lineage: Eukaryota; Metazoa; Chordata; Mammalia; Chiroptera; Rhinolophidae
Gene: SMAGP
Product: small cell adhesion glycoprotein
Exons: 5
Coding region: 438-728 (96 amino acids)
Source: RefSeq, a predicted model, not a curated record
UUUCCUCCCGGGGGAGCAGAGGCGGCCCGGCGGGCAGAGGGAACCUGCAGAGGGCGGUUUCGCUCUUUUCCUGUCCCACCCAGUCGGCCGGCCCCCCACCCCCACUCGUGGCCGGCCUCGGCAGCAGACCGCGCGGCUCUCCGCGGCUUCCUGCGGCGGGUCCCUCCGUGGGUCUGCACGAGCCUAUGCGGUUCCCGCCCCCGUCGAGUUCAAAAGGACGCGCGGGGAGGCGCCGGCCCUUCCCCGGCAGCCCGUCCGACUGUCACGUCGGCCGCGGCAGGAACUGAAACCGAGAGCCGCCGGAGCUCGGCCCUCGGCUGGAGCCUCCCGUCGUGGCUGCUGGGAACCGGGUGCCCGGGACCGGCCACCCUCGGAGCGCAGCGAGCCCGCCUGGUGCCGAUCUGCUCCUUCCUCAGGGUGCCCAUCCACUUGCCGCAAUGUCUAGCCUCCCAGCCACGCCUUCUCCAGGAGGACUGAUGACCACCCCAAUUCUGCAGGCCACUGUGCCCCUGUCCCCAGAAGCUGAAGCCAGCACAGCACUCAUUGCAGUUGUCAUCACCGUGGUCUUCCUCACCCUGCUGUCAGUCGUGAUCUUGAUCUUCUUUUACCUGUACAAGAACAAAGGCAGCUACGUCACCUAUGAAUCUGCAGAAGGAGAGCCCAGCACCAUCCUUCAGAUGGAGAGUGACUCAGCCAAGGGCAGGGAGAAGGACGAAUAUUUCAUCUAGUGAUUCCCGGGCCCCCAGGAGCUUAUCCAGGCUCCAGUGCUAACACACUAUUUAUUAGAUGAAAGUUUUAUCUGAAACCAUGAGAAACAUUGAUUGAUGGGGGCAAACCUGAGCUCCUUUCAGGACACAGGCCCAAAUUCAGCAUCACUGACCCCUGGGACCAGGGACACGGAGAAAGCUGCUCAUGGUAUCUGUAGCCAGGCCUUUGUAACACACCAGUGUGUGACUGACCGAUGACGUGGAGCUACACCAGGCGACAUCGGAGUAUGUGCCGUCAUCUUCAGUUUUUUCACAGGUCAAAGGGAAGACGAGUUAGGGUCCCUGGCUGCUCCUGUCCCCUACCUGGUCACCUAAUGAUAACUGCAGCGGAGACAGUAUCCAUAGAAGUUCUUCCCAGAGGCUGGAUACCACAGUAAAAGGCCAGGCCAGGAGUGGUGGGAGACUAGAGACCUUACCUCCUGAUGAACGAGCAACAUCCCUUAAUCUGAGCCCUUCCUUUCCGUAUUCCCCAAGAACCUCAUACUUAAUGCUAUUUUUAUCAGAAUUAAAAUUUUUCAUUGAUCCAGAAAUCAGA